Messenger RNA from Closterium sp. NIES-67, 3215 nucleotides. The record is from the annotation of a GenBank genome assembly. NCBI's taxonomy places the organism in Eukaryota, Viridiplantae, Streptophyta, Zygnematophyceae, Desmidiales, Closteriaceae.
GGCUGACCUUUUUUGCACAAGCGGAUUUUCCAACCCUACCGAUUGUGAGCCGACUGCACCUCUCUUGGAACCGCUGUUGCGUCUUUGUUGAGUGGAUAGUUUAAUCCUGACUGACCAGAACUUAUGGCUGCCUGAUCUAGACUCGUUCAGUGGGACGAGCUGCUUACCUAGCGCUUCGGCGCGUCUAAUCGACUCCCAUUCGCUCGUCCGCACGGUCGGCCCGUCUCCGUCUCCGUCUCCAUCUCCGUCUCCGUCCCCGUUCCCCAUCCCCGUUCCCCUCCGUCCGUCCGCCAUGGAUGAGUUCAUGGAGUCGGUCGAGUCCGCGCUCCUCGCGCCGGGGCGGUCCACCACCCCCGUCCUCUCCUCCAUGCCCUCUCUCUCGCCGCCGCCGUCCGACGCGCCGAUCUUCUCGGCGAGCUCCUUCCCCGACUCGCGGGCACGACGCGAACCAGUCGGUCUAGGACUCGGCGCCAGCUCCUUCCACGAGUCGCCCACACGAGCCGAGUCGGUGUCCCCGUCCUCCUCGCCCUCCCCGUCCGCCCCACCCCCCACCACCCCCACCUCCUCCUCCUCCUCAUCCGGGGACGCGGAUUCCCAGGAGGCGCCGACGUGUGCGAUAUGUCUGCAGGCGCUGGGCACCAAGGGUGGUCCGUCGUCGCUUCCCUGCGGACACAACGGCUGCCUCGAGUGUCUCCUGCAGGUGCAGCAGUCGCAGGUGUCGCCGCACUGCCCGAUCUGUCGCGCGUCGUUUCGCAAGGCGAUGCCCAUCAAGCUCAACUGCGACCUGCGCGACGCGCUGGCGAGCAUUCAGCAGUCGCAGGAGGUGGCUCGGCGCGCAGCGCAGGAGCUGGAGAAGGAGCGGGAGAAGGCGGAGGUCGCGGAGAGGGCGGCGGAAGAGGCGAGUGCCGCCGUGGCCGCUGCUAUGCGGGGGAGGGCCGUGCGAAUGCCAUGCAACACGCCGCCCUACGCGCCUGGCUCCCUGCCUCCGCGCCACGCCUCCAGCACCAGCGGCCCCCACUCCGCGGCUUAUGGCGGCUUCCCCAGCCCGCACAACGGCUUCCCCGGCCCGCACGUCGGCGGCGCGAUCGGCGGCGCGAUCGGCGGCGCGAUUGGCGGCGGCAACAUCGCCUGCAGCAUCGGCAGCAGCGGCGCGCGCGCGAUGCGCGGGGUGUUUAGCAGCAUGGUUGACCGCGUUAAGAGCCGUGCGCGCGAGCGAGAACAGUUCUUCUACGCGCCACAGCCGUCCUCGUCCUCCCACUCGCCCGCCAACGGCGGCGGCGGCGGCGGUGGCGGUGGCGGAGGUAGAGGGGUCAUUCCGCCAGAUGCCGGGGAGAGCGGGGAUGAGGGGGACGGCAGUGAAGGGAGUCCGCCUACUGAAGGCGCGUGGUUUAAUGGAGUGGGCGGAGGGGGAGGGGGAGGGAAUGGAGGGGGGAGAUUAGACGCGGCUGCCAUCCACGCGCAUCCGCAGUAUCAGGGUUUCGUUAACGGUAAAACGCCGCCAGGGUUCCUGCCGGAUUACCAACUGCAGCGGGGGGAUCAGGGGGGGCAACAGUGGGCGCCGCUGCAUGCGCCCAGCGCGCCCACGCACGUGGACGGGGCGGGAUGGGGGGGAGAGGAGGAGGGGGAGGACAAUGGGGGGAGCGCUGCUGGGCUAUGGGGACGCGACGGGGAGGUUGCGCCAUGGGAAGGGGGCGCGGGGAGAGGGAUGGGCGCAGGCGGCAUGGGGGGCGUGAGGGGCGGAAUCGGGGGAGUGGUUGGGGGGCGGACGUUUGACGAGCUGUGGGCGGCACUGCCGCCCGAGUGGGUGCCGGACAGUGGGUCAUCGAGGUGCAUGGUGUGUGAGGAGCCUUUCAGGCCGCUUGUGCGCACCAGACACCACUGCAGGUUCUGCGGGCUGCUGCUCUGCCACAGCUGCAGCGCGCGAUCCUGCCUCCUCCCGCCUCUCUUCCGCGAGUCCGAGCCGCAGCGCGUGUGCGAGCGCUGCUACGACCAGCUCGAGCCCUUACAGCCGCAGCUGGUGGUGACUGUGGCAGGGGCGGCGCAGCGGGCGCUGCACGAUGUGACGGAUGCUACGAGCGUGCGGGCGUGGGUGAACAACCCCCUUGGGUGGAGCCUGCAGGAGGAGAUUUUCAAGGCCACGAACGCGCUCAGGGGGUACUCGCAGGUGGGGAGACUGAACCCCGAGCGGUCGAUCCCAGCGGCGGUGCUUGGGGGCGCGGUGGGGCUGGCGAUUCUGACAGUGGCGAAGGCGGGCGUGGGAGUGACGUACCGCGUGGGCACGGGGCUCGUGGUGUGCCUCAAGCCCGACAGGCAGUGGAGUGCUCCCUCCGCCAUCGCCACCGCGGGAGUGGGCUGGGGCGCACAGAUGGGCGGCGAGAUUGCGGAUCUGAUAGUGGUGAUCCGCAGCCUGGAGGCCAUGAAGGCCUUCUGUAGCCGCUACCACGUGGCCGUGGGCGCCUCUGCCAGUGCCGCCGCUGGGCCUGUGGGGCGCGCUGUGGAGGCGGAUGUGCGGGCGGGGGGCACGGGCUUCUCCACUUGCUACACAUACAGCUGCAGCAAGGGUGCAUUUGUGGGCAUGUCGUGGGAGUCGAGCGUGGUGGCGUCCUGCGCGUCGGUGAACCAGCGCUUCUACGGCAUGCCUGUCAGCACCACCGACAUCCUCUUCGGCCGCAUCGCGCAGCCCAUGGCCGCGCGCCCGCUAUACGACGCGCUCCGGGACCUCUACGACUCGCUUGCCGCCCCCCCGCCGCCCUACGAGCACUGCUGCGUGGGGCCCACCGCAGCAAAGGGAUGAGAGGCGAUGAGUAGGAUGGUGUAAAUCUUCAUACAGAAGCAGCCAUCCGCUUGUACAUAUGGAAUCAAAGCUCAUUCCCUUCAUUCUCGGUAGCUGCAUCUUUGUACAGGUGGAGCACGUGGAGUGCCAUUUUGGUGGUGAGAUACGGUAGGUGCUGGUAUGCUAGAGUUGUAGAGGCUCAUAGGUUGGGUAGGAUAGUCUGUGCUGAUCUCAGGGGGCUACUACUGUACCUGUAGGGCUUCCUACUUCGGUACUUGAAAUGUAAAUGAUAACAGUUGCGGUAGUUCCUCUUUUCAUGUUUUCCAACUUUCCAUGAACAUUUUCAAUCCAUUCAGUCACGGUGCAAGCGUUGUUGAAGGUGGAACAAUUUAUUCCCGUCACAGUUGCCCCUAACCCUCGUAUGCGAUGGUUUCAUUUCACU